Entrophospora sp. SA101 is the source of this 1200-nucleotide messenger RNA. The record is from the annotation of a GenBank genome assembly. Lineage: Eukaryota; Fungi; Glomeromycota; Glomeromycetes; Entrophosporales; Entrophosporaceae.
AUGGUCAGUAAAAUAAAAGCAAGCAAGCAUCCCAAACCUAGCAUUGUUUAUCCUCGCGAAGUUUACCUAUUCCGCACUAGCCGCAAAGAAACCGAAGGCACCGAAGCCAUGAAAACUAGACCUGGUAUUGUGAUUUCAGUCGAAGGAUUAAAUAAAUGGAAUAAGCGUUGUAUCAUGGUGCCUGCUACGACCAAAAAAACCGAAUUAGCCAAAAUUUAUCCUUUUGAAGUCAAAGUAGUUAUUGAGGGCAAGAAAGGAAAAGCCAUGAUCGAUCAAAUAAAAACUUAUAAUAAUAAUGAAAAUAACAAUUUAAGUGCGACAGCAGUAAGUGAAGACGAUACUAAAACUGCUACUGUUAAAAAAGAAGAAAACAACACUGCCGCAGCUAGUGACAAUUCAGCCAGCAGCAGUGAAACAAAAAAUACAGCAACAGCAGAACCAUCCGGCACUGCCGAAAAACAAGAAAAAAGCAAUAACGACGCUGGAAAUAAUAACACAGACACUUUGCCAAAUGACAAUACACAUACACUCACAGCACAAAAAGAGGAAAAUAAUUCUCUCGAACAAGUUCAAUUUGAAGAUAAAGACCAAAAUGCUAUUGAUAACCGCAAAAAAGCAUUAAUUAAACAAAUUACUGAAGCCAAAACAAAGCAAGAGACGCAAUCUUCUCGGCAAUCUUCUUCUUCGUCUGAGGAAAAUAAGCAAACUAAAAAUAAUAGUCCUUCUCCCUCAACUAAUGAAUCAGAAAAUCAAAAGCCAAACCAACCCACAACUAAUGAAAAUUCACCAAAGGAAAAAUCUCAAGACAUAGAAAAAACUAUUGUUGAAGUACAAACUCAAAAUAGUAAUGUGAAAGAAGCCAAAGAAAUUCAAAACGCCUUAACCAUAGCCGAAAAAGCUUUGGCUAGCCAAAAUUGGCAAGCAAAAUUAUUUAUCAAUUUACACGCAAUUAAGGAUGGUAAACCAUCUACUUAUCAGGCAACUAAACCCCAAGUAGACCGAGCAAUUCAACACUUACAGCAAUUACAAAAACAAGAAAAUGCUACCAGUGAACCAAAACAAAGGACUCGUCAAGAAAAUGAAAAAAAUAGUCUAACCACCGGACAAAAAAUAGCCAUUGGUUUUGGAAUAUUUGGCGGAGUAAUUUUAAUAGCAUUAAUUAUCAGUAAAGUAAUAAAUUCUAAAGAAAAAAGAAGAUAA